AUGGGUCGUCUAUCAGCUCUGGUCUAUAGUAUAUUUUAUACGGUCAUAAAAAGCAUCGCAAAGGUUAUCCUCUAUGCGUUCUACCGUAAUCAUGAAGCUCUACAUUCAGAGAACUUCCCUGCCGACAACAAUACUCCCAUGCUGGUUAUUGCUGCCCCUCACGGCAAUUUUUUGAUGGACGCUAUUACCAUGUUUGUGUCAUGUCCACGGCAAUUAUAUUUCCUAAGUGCAAGGUCAAAUUACAAUUAUCCGAUAUUUGGUCAGGUAAUUCACGGAUUAGGUGCCAUACCUGUAACGAGGCCACAAGAUUUAGAAAGAUUAAGAGGAGAUGGUUUAGUUACAGUUCAUGAAGAUGGCAGAACAGUGAGCGGCGAAAAUAUUGGAACGACAUUGCAUGUUGGCGAUACAUUAUACGUCGAAUUCGAAGGUCCAGGAGACAAUAGUAUGCUUAAAGAGGCCAAUGGGAUAAUUGAAGAGAUACUUGACGAAAACACGGUUAAAGUUAAGGAACCCGGAAUGAAAUGGCUUACAAAAAGCAGACGCAAAGACAAGAUGCGAAGACUAGUAGAGUACGGAAGUUUUGUCAUCCGCGUUGAACGAGGUAGCACACUACGUACUCUCGAAAGCCUUAAUAUCCUACCAACGACAAUUAGCCGCGGCAUCGAUCGGUUAGCAACGUCCCCCGGGCGACUACCUAUCCCUAUUCCCACCGAAGACGACGACUUGAGAGAAGUUGUUGUUAGUACAUCGCCAGGAACUUUUCUGUCCGAGAGAACGCCUUUGCUCAUCUCGGACAUGAGAAAUUCACGGAGCGCUUCAUCCUCAUCCUCGUCUUCGUCUUCUCGGAUAGUAAAACCCAACAUCCCUCGCGUUCCUAGUCUUCCGACUACGUAUACAUACACACACAUGCCUCCGCACUCUGAGAUUUACUCGGCGGUUUACAACCAUUUUUCCAAUGGCGCAUCGGUCUGUAUAUUCCCCGAAGGAGUUUCUCACGAUAACGAUCACAUGUUGUCAUUAAAGUUCGGAUGUGCAGUUAUGGCUUUGGGGUAUCUUGCGUCACGCGAACCGGAUGCAUCCGGAAAGCCAAGGACCCUAAAGAUAGUUCCCUGUGGUCUUAAUUUCUUCAACCGCCAUCGAUAUAGAAGUCGUGUCUUUAUCGAAAUUGGCCCUACGAUUGAAGUCGAAGAGAGACUUGUCGAUAUGUAUCGACGUGGUGGAGAUGCCAAACGCAGAGCUUGUCAAGAACUCUUGAAAAAGAUUCAUUCGGCACUGCAAGAAAUAACAGUGAAUGCUUCCGACUACGACACUCUUCUAUUCUUCAAGACCGCAUCGCGUCUUUAUCGUGAAACACUGCCUAACGAACUGACAUUCCAUGAGAAAUUAGCUUUAUUGAGAAAGAUUGCUAAGAAAUACUCUUCGACAACACCACCAACAGAUGAAGCCCGUCGACUGAAAUAUGACGUAUUACAAUUUGCACAAAGAGUCCGCAGAGAGCGCAUUGCCGUCCCCAAUGUUUCUGUCACAUCUCUUUCGUUAUUCUGGUACCUACCUCUGUUCAUCGGUUUAGUGCUGUUAACUCUGCCAGGUUUGAUCCUCUUUCUACCUAUUGGCCUCGUGUCACAUUAUGUCGGGAAGAAACAAGGGGAAAAUGCAAUGCUAUACGAUGACAAUUCUCUCGCGAUUACUCGCUGGCCGGGGCGAGAUGUAAUUGCUACAUGGAAGAUUAUAGCGGGACUUUUCCUAUUUUUAAUAUUCGACACCAUUUACACUACUUUAUCCAUGCAAUUUAUCACCAAAUUCAAGCUCUGGGAGUUCCAUGGAAGAAACGAACGUGCUCUAGCCAGUAUAUUCUUAUUCGUAUUGCUAUGGCCAGUUAUAGCCUACGGAACUACGUUACUAUGGGAACGAACAUGUUGGGUCGGUAAGACAGUCUGGGUCGGAGUGUGGGGUUUAAUUCAUCCGAAACGACGAAGAAGACUGUUGACAUGGAGAGACGAAUUGUCGGCACGCGUGCGUAAGUGGGUUGAGAGUAGCGCUCCUGCUCCCUUGCCCUCGCCCAAACCUAUGCCGGCUAGUUCACAUCGAAUGAAUGGUCGCGAGUCUAAUGGCGUCAGGUCUAAUAGUGGAAGCAAUAGCUGGCGGGCAAAUUUGCUAUCAACUAGUGGAGCUUCUCCUCGCGACUUGUCGCCAAAUGCUGUUCAGGGAUUCCGCCCGCAAUCUUUUGGUGUUCAGGUCAAUGGAUAA
Molecule: messenger RNA, 2247 nt
Organism: Paraglomus brasilianum
Lineage: Eukaryota; Fungi; Glomeromycota; Glomeromycetes; Paraglomerales; Paraglomeraceae
Source: the annotation of a GenBank genome assembly